AUGCCUCUGUCUUCGCCGGUGGUGGAGGAAUGGUCAAAAUCUGAUGUGCUGAUGAAUCGGGGAAGUCAGGGAAGUCUGGUUGCACUACCAAAGCAAUACAUCGAGCGCGCAGAUGUGGUGACCAAUUCUGAUGUGAUUGGGCCCCUUUUGGAACAUCUUGGAACACGUGUCACGAUUGAUGGUAUCCAUGAACAAGUGGAGAUGUUCUUGACCUUUGCCCGGCCACGUAGCAAAGUCCGUUUGGAAGCGUGGAAGAUCAAGCGGCUAGUGACGAUCUUCAAUCGUGCUGCCAAGCGUGGACACUACCCCAGAGAACCCGGCAUGCGUGAAAUCUAUCAGCAGGAUGAAGAGGUGGAACCUGAAGCACUCAAACCUUCAUCAGGUGAAGAUGCUGUGAAUGAAGCUGCUGACAAGCUCGGUCAACUCCAUAUCACCUCAAUUGAGGACAAGGAAGUGAAGAAACUUGAGACCAGUUUUGUUGCUUCAGAGAUGGUGGUGUCCUUCUCUACUUGCUGGGUGGAAGAGAUUGGGAAGAUUUGCCGGAAGGAGCCUGAUGCAGUCUGGCAACUUGUUUGUCAGGGGGGAAAGCGAAUCAGAGCCAGCAUCUCACCGACUGCAAUCUCAUUUUCAGAGAUCCCUCAAGAACAGGAGUUCCCGCUCUUGGUGGAGCAUGUCCCUGAGACUACUGUCAUGGAGGAAGAACUUGAGAGGCUACAGCUUGAACAGGAACUCUUAGAGGAGCUUUUGAUUCAACAACAGCUUGAGGUGCAGAACGAACAGCUAGAGCAGAAGGCCAAAUCUUUGUCUGAUUUGGCUUCGCACUUGAACUCGACCAUUCCAGCUUCUAGCUCUGCAGCCCCUUCGAAUUGCCUGGAUGGCUUUGACACUGUCCCCUAUGAUGGAGUGCUGGAUGGCGGGGCUGCCUUUGCAGAAAGUCAGGUACCAGAUCCUGGUACCCCAAAGCGGUUCGCUGAUAUGAAAGGUGGAGAGGUGACAUUGCAGCUUGGUGGUGUGAGCCCAGCUGAUGCUGGCAUUGACGCAAAAGAAGCUGCUCCCAAAGUGGAGCCACCAAAAGAAGAGGCAAAGAUACCUCAGCCAGAGCCAAAUCCAAAGAUUGCUGAGCCUAGUGCUUCUCGACCUUCAACUCCAGCGACUCCAGCAGUUCUGCGGGAGUUCAUGGGAAUGGGCUUUAGCAAAGAUGAAGCAGAGGCUGCUUUGGCAGAGUGUGAGAAUGACUCUCAGAAGGCUUUGAAGGCUCUUCUCGACUCCAAGAAGGACAGCACAGCAGUUAAGGCAACGCAGAAGAAAGAAGAAGUCUUGCCAGAAGACCCCAAGCCAGCAAUUCUGAAUGGUCUUCCGACUGUGACCCCACAAGAUCAAAAGAAAAGCCAGAAAGCUUCAGCAAAAGGAUCUGGACGAGGAGGCGGAAAAGGGCGUGGCAAAGGACGUGGGAAUGGGCGUGGUGGAGGACGUGGGAAGAAAAAGGAUGAUGAGUCUGACAGUGAGACUCAGCACUAUACAGAGGAUGAGGAAGAGGCGAACAUCGAAGAGGAAGAAUGUAGCCCAAAGAAAUCUGCAAAGAAGGCUCCAAGAUCGGCGCAGCGCAAGCCCCGAAGGACCUCUGUGGAGCCCAAGCAGAAGUCAACCAAGCCCAAGAGCAAUUCAAAGAAGCAGGAUGAUGGAGAGAAAGCUCGAAAGAAACGUGGUGGUGAGGCUGAUGAAAAGGCAGUGAAGGCAAGGAAGACGAUGGUCAAGAAGGAGGAGGAGGAGGAGGAGCCAAAGCCUGUGCGGAAAAGGGCAAAGAAGAAUCAGAAUCAGGGUGAUGAGACCCAUGAACAUGGCAGCGACUUGAAGCAGGAUUCAGCACAGGCUUGCAAACGGGAGCCAAAGGGAAAGAAAGUGAAAGAUCAGAAUGAGAAGAUUGAGACAAAGGCAACCAAUGGCAAACGUGCCAAAAUGACUGAGGAGGAGGAGAAGAAGAAGAAAGAGAAGAAUGCAGAGAGAAGUCGAAAGUCUUCGGCCUAUGUUGCAGCCAGGAAGGAGGCACUGGAGAAUGGGCACAGUGAGGAUGAAGCGAAGAAGAUUGGACGAGCGGUCACCAUGCCCAUUUCUGAGACUUGGGCCAUUCGAGCGCUCAGUGCAGAAGGUCAUAUGCGGCACCGGGGUGAAGUGGACACGUCCCUGACUGACAAGGAGCUGUUUGAACAGGUCCCCCUGGGUGACCCAUGGAUUGAUGGCUGCCUGUAUGAGGUUACGGUACCAGAGCCUCAAAGGGUGGAGUACAACAGUGCCCCGAUCUUGGAAUCAAGCAGUGGUGAGUAUGUUGCUGGCCAUAGAGCAACCCCUUUGGCUGCAGUGCCUGUGGAGGAUGUUGAGGAGAAACCAAACACAAAGUUUGCAGCCAGCUUUUGUGAAUCCCAGGAGCUGAAUGACACCCAUGUGGACUCAGUUCCGUUGGAGGAGCUGAACAAAACACCAAACAUGUCUGGUGAUGCCAUUGUUAUCCCAGAUUCGUUGCCUGACGCCCCAGAGCCUGAGGUCCCUGAUAACCAGCUCGGUCUCUCUCAGACUCAGCCAGCUACAUCCCAUGAGAUCUUGCCAGGUGAGAAACUACGCCAGCUUCUUCGCGAGCAUGGGUCUUUGAAACAGCUGGAGUUGCAGGUAUCCCGCUGGGCCAAGCGUCUUCAAUCUGAGGGGAAGGAGGGUCAGUGGGUAACCCGACUGGCCAACUCUAUUCAUUUGUAUACUGAUGAAGGUGCUGUGCCAGGGCUUUUCUACCUGCCUUGCAUCUCUCUCAACCUGCAGGAUCCUGAUGGGAUCCUUCUGGAUACCAACCUUGACCCGGAGGAGGAAUUCGGGACCAAGCCUCGUUCUUCUGAUCCAGACCACAAAGAGGCACUGAUCAAGCAGGCCACUGCUGCUGCCUCGAUUGCGGACCAGAUCAAUGGGCUGGUUAAGAUUUUGAACACCAAGUACACAGCUCUCAGUGAGCAGCAGGCAGAUUACCUCAGCAUGGAUGACACAAGGGGUCUGGAUGAGAAGAAGAAGAAUAUCAUGAACCUGUUUGCAGCUUGCACCAAGACUGAUGUGACCUUAAACAACUACAUCACCCGCCUGGAUAUCGAUGAGGAAGCUGAUGAUCAUCACGUAGAACCAGGCCUGGUGUUGCUGCAGUCUGGUGGAGGUGGAGUGGUGAAUGUCGCAGGGGAUGAAUCAUCGGAUGACUUGGUUGAUGCUCUUCUUCAAGAUGCGGAGAAUGGAGUUGCCACGGCGCAUGGGGUGCUACGUUUGGCUGGGGUCACUGCAAAAAGAAACAAGAAGCUAGGUGUGGUUGACACCAAUAUCAACAAGAUAGCCCGCUAUCGGCUAACAAAGUCGGGGAAGACUGGAAAGAAUGCAGCCCGGGAUUUCCGCAGGUAUAUCUUUCGAGAUGUGAAGACCUUUCCAGUAUCCAUUAGUUCUCCUGAAAUUCCACUUCGUCAGAAGGUGCGAACAAAGCAUGGCAGGCGUAAACGCUCUAUCCGCGAGAUUGUGGUGAAGUACCCAGUCAUUUUGUUGACCAAUUGGAUGAAAACCAUUCUCCAGAAAUCUCCAAGAUUCCUUUUGGGUGGCCAUGAUAUUGGUGGCUCUGCCUACAUGGGUAUGCUGGAAGAGUUUUGGGAUAACUUCCGGCUUGUAGAUGAUUCACACCCAAUCUACCAAAAAGACCCAAGCCGACGAAAACGAACGAUACCAAUAGCUCUACACGGAGAUGAAGGAAGAGGACUCUCAAGGGCUCCAGUUCUGAUCUUGAGCUACCAAGUGUUGAUCCCUUUCACUGGUGUGGAAAGCCUGAAUGCUUCAGUGCAUUCCUUUUCCACCCGACUACUGUACACCGUCUUGCCUUCGCAGUGGUACGCCAAAGAUGAUGCCAGCAUUGAUGGACUCCAUCAAGCCCUGGCAGACGACUUUUGUGCUGCUUUUGAGGAUGGUGUUUCAGUUGAUGUUGAUGGUGCUACCCAUCUCUUCUAUGCAGGAUUCACCGGUACAAAGGGUGAUUGGGUGUGGGCCAGGAAGGCAUACCAUCUCCAGUCCGGUUUCCGUUCGCUUCGGCUGUGCCAUUUGUGCCCAGCAGUUGAAUGGUGGAAUAUGUCGCCGGCUGGAGAACUUCGCAUGUGGACUCAGCUUUCUCCUUCACCAUUCAAGCCAGACAAGUAUAGCCCCCUUCGGUCAAUUCCAGGGUCUUCUUUUGCAGAGGCUAUAAAGCCUGAUCCUAUGCACUGCUUUCAUUUGGGAUUUGGUGGUGACCUCUAUGCAAGCUCCCUUAUAGCCCUUUGCCGGAUGAACAUUUUCACUGGGACCCGCCUUCAAUCCAAACUGGACCAAGCGUAUGAGAGGUUUGACAAUUGGUGUGCAGAAUUUAAGAAAUCAUCGUCAUUGACGUCCUUUCAGGCAAAGAACUUCAAAAUCCAGUCGACUCUUGAUCUGUAUCUUUUGAAGUGUUUUUUGUCUGGAUGUGUUCUGUAA
Molecule: messenger RNA, 4506 nt
Organism: Durusdinium trenchii
Lineage: Eukaryota; Dinophyceae; Suessiales; Symbiodiniaceae
Source: the annotation of a GenBank genome assembly